AUGUCAUCGAAGCAGCAGAGUGAGCUUGAUGCUGCUACCCAAGAGAAGAUCAUCGAUUUGUUCGAUAACGAAGCGAUAUGGGAUGCCGACGAUACAGACGGCUACAUCAUACAAAUUUUCCACGAGCUCAAGGCUGCUGGUGCCAAAAUUGCCACACUCAAAGAUCAGGGAUGGAAUACAUUGCUGCAUACAGCGUCGCUCUGGAAUCGCUCCAAGAUUAUGGAGGAGCUCAUUCGCCGUGGAGCUCCGCUGAACGAGAAGAACAAGAACGGCCACACACCUCUGGAUUUGGCCAUGCAUUGGGGACACUUUGAGAUGGGACAGCAGCUCCGGCACUACGGAGGCAAACACACAUGCGAAAAGGAGCGCGAUAUCGCGAUUUCACAGCGAGAUUUGGCUCAGCAGCAGCUCAAAAACUGCGAAUUAGAGUACGAACACGCCGUUGGAUCGCUCAAACGAGCUAAACAGGAGCGUGAACAGCUUCGAAUCGAGCGAGAUCGACUCGUGGUAUUGCGUGCUCAAGUUGUGGAAGACUGCGCGUCACUGGCCAACCAAGUCGAGGAUUUUCGAAGUGCUGUGGUGUCUCUUACUAAGGAGCGCGAUGCGUUGCAUAUUCAAAAUGCUCAUCUUCAAAGUGAACUGGUUUGUGAGCAGACAGCGCGAAACAAUGCAGUGCAGAGCUGGAAAAUGGCCGAGAAAGUCAUUGCUGAGUUGCAACAGAUACAAGAAGAGUGUCGAGAGCGUGAGGAAGAGGCAUUGAGGUUGCGUAAUGAAGCGAUUCAUGAUCGAGAUGUAGCACGCAAGCGAGCCAAAGAGGCUCAACUGGACCAGGGGAUUGCUAAGCAGAACCAAAUGGAACUGGAACGAGAACGAGAUCAGGCGAUUGAGCGUUUGCUUCAGAACGAAUCUGAAGUUACUCAUGAUAAAGAAAAGUGGAGGAAACUCAUGGCAAAAAUUGAGUUAGAGCGUCGGAACAUUCAGAUUGAGAUCGACCGACAAACCGAAAUUUUACGUUGUGAGAAUGAGAAAUUGGAGAAGACGGUGACAACGCUCACGGUUUCUAACACUCGACAAAACGCAGACAUUGAACGGAGUCAGUUGACGAUUUUAACAAUGGAAAGGCAGCUUGGUCGGUACAAGCAGGAGUUAGGUACUGUGACAGAACAAAAUACAAAGUUAAAAGAGCAAGUGGGUGCUCUGUUGGAAGAAAGGAGACUGGAAUACAAGUCCUGGCGAACUCAGCUAGAGAUCAAGAUGCAACAAGAAUUCUCGGACGAUCUCAAAAGAAUCUUAGAAGCGGUUAUCACGACGUGGAAAGCGCUUCAGACUUGUCAACAACACAUGAGCACUUUGAAUGUUACUACUGCUCAACCUCGAGCCUCGUCACCGUCGCGUACCCCUGCUAUCAUGUCUUCUAUCUUUCAGAAUCAACGGCCCCAUACAAGUGCAACAGGCUCCGGUAACUCGGGAUUCCUGCCAUUUAUUCAGGAAGCUCCAGCAACGGGGUUAAAAGGAUCGAUCUCUACCUCUGUGCUAUCUGAACCUUCACAGCUUAGUGAUAUCGUGUCGGAUGCGGUUCUCACUGAUCGAGAACAAGCGAUUGUUGACCACCGUGCACAAGCCGAAGCUGCCCUUAAAGAUCUGUCGAUUGGAAUGACCUCUGAGCAGAUUGUACAGCUCUGUACAUUCGUCCAAACCUUCGUAGGGGAUGUGACGGCAUACAUUUCAGCUAACUUACAGCGACUCCGGAGGCGAGCACAUGCUCAAGACAAGAUUAUUGAGCGCAAGGGUGAACUUAUCCAGCGGUUCACUCACCAUCGAGAAGAGAAGGCAAAACGUCAAAGCCCCGCUCGAUUCCGGGAUUGUUCAGUACGACCACUGCUUUGA
Molecule: messenger RNA, 1887 nt
Organism: Phytophthora nicotianae INRA-310
Lineage: Eukaryota; Oomycota; Peronosporomycetes; Peronosporales; Peronosporaceae
Exons: 2
Coding region: 1-1887 (628 amino acids)
Molecular function (GO): protein binding
Source: RefSeq, a predicted model, not a curated record